Molecule: messenger RNA, 1122 nt
Organism: Abrus precatorius (Indian licorice)
Lineage: Eukaryota; Viridiplantae; Streptophyta; Magnoliopsida; Fabales; Fabaceae
Product: NADH dehydrogenase [ubiquinone] flavoprotein 2, mitochondrial
Exons: 10
Coding region: 66-821 (251 amino acids)
Biological process (GO): mitochondrial electron transport, NADH to ubiquinone
Molecular function (GO): NADH dehydrogenase activity
Source: RefSeq, a predicted model, not a curated record
UCACUUCACCUUCUCUUGUUUCUCUCUCUCUGCGAUCUGUUUCCUCUCUUGCUAGCUCCUCCAAAAUGCUGGCGCGCCUCGCCGCGAAUCGCUUCAACGAGAUCCGUCAAAUUUUCCGUCAGCCUUCGAGAGCCUUCUCGACCGCACUGAACUAUCACCUUGACACACCGAACAACAACCCUAACCUUCACUGGGAAUUCACCGAUGGCAAUAAAGAGAAGGUUAAGGAGAUUCUAUCUCACUAUCCAUCCAACUAUAAGCAAUCUGCAGUGAUCCCUCUUUUGGAUCUUGCCCAGCAGCAACAUGGGGGAUGGCUCCCUGUUUCUGCAAUGAAUGCGGUGGCUAAAAUUAUAGAGGUUGCUCCUAUACGGGUCUAUGAGGUUGCCACAUUUUACUCAAUGUUCAAUCGAGCUAAGGUUGGGAAAUACCAUCUCUUGGUUUGUGGAACAACACCUUGUAUGAUUCGAGGUUCACGAGGAAUUGAAGAAGCCUUAUUGAAACACUUGGGAGUGAAGCGUAAUGAAGUGACGCCAGAUGGUUUGUUUUCUGUUGGAGAAAUGGAAUGCAUGGGAUGCUGUGUGAAUGCACCUAUGAUUACUGUGGCUGAUUAUUCGAAUGGAUCAGAAGGAUAUACUUAUAAUUAUUACGAAGAUGUAACCCCAGAGAGAGUAGUUCAGAUAGUAGAAAUGCUGAAAAGGGGUGAGAAGCUACCGCCUGGCACACAGAAUCCACGACGGAUUAUGAGUGGACCAGAAGGAGGGAAUACGACUUUGUUAAGCGAGCCCAAGCCUCCUCCAUGCCGUGACCUGGAUGCCUGCUGAAGUAUGAUGCUUUUUGCCUUCAAUAAUGUGAGGCUUGCAUCUGUUCGAGCUUGCCUUAAUUGGAACAUUGUCAAAUUGUUAGAUGCUCAACCAAUUUUUGAAUUAACCAGCCUUGAUGGCUUCCGUUUAAAAAACAUCUGUUCCAUAAACGCCAUAAAUUUCUUGGCUUGUUUGUUACUUAUCAAUGCUUUUCUGUACUCUGUACAUUAAUUAUCAUGAAUGAAAAUUGAGAGAUUACGAUGGUUUAUAUUUAUUUAGUUAAUAAAUUAAUUCCGUUAGGAUGCAUUUACCCGUAUGGGUG